UAUAGGUAUCUGAAUAUCACUUAGGUGGGAACAUUGGAGACUUUUUGUGUUCAACGCCUUUCAUUUAGGUGUGGGUUGCCUAAUCACACUCUUGGCUGGUUGGAGUUGCUGCUGACGCUGCGCUCCGCGCCACUCCAUCGUUGUCCGCAAGGGACAAACCAAAGAAAAGCUAAGUUCGGUUGUUUGUCAUCGAGUCAUCGACGACGACGUCAUUGUCAUGGCCCUGGCAUUUAGGUCGCACCUCCACGGGGAAAAUUCCGCAUUAGUGCAAGAGAAGACCCAGCGGCUGUCUACCAGUAAUAACGAAAUAAAGCUACCAGCUUGUAGAGGUCCCAUACUAGUAGAUUGAAUCAUUCUGAUAGCUAUUCUGAUUGGCAUUGUUUCGAGCGUGGUAGAUCUAGCUAGAUCAAACCUUUUCCGGCAAUGUGGGGCCCGCUAAGUAAAGAAGGCCGUGGGGUGAUGCAAAGCAGAGGAACAAACAUAGAUACGGUAGGGCUACCGGUACCAGUCCUGCCGUGCCGUGCCGUACCGCUACCGGUACAAUGUACAGCAGUAGCCAGCACCGUGGUACCUGGUACCGCUACUGGUACCCCACCGCACCCUUUCUUGCAUGGCGCCACGUUUCUUGGUGGUACCACCAGGGCACCAAGAGUUCUAACCGUACGAUCGAUGGCAAUGGCAAGUAUACUCCGUUUUAGUGUGACCAGGGACCGCCUAUGUGACAAAACCGUUGCUUCAACUUUCAAUUCACUCUGUGAAUUGUAUGACCUCAACGAAGUGUUGCCGCCGACGUGCGUAACGCUCUCUUUUAGAGUUGCCCGGGUGGAAAGCAUCUCUGUCACUCCACAGUUUCUUAGGGCUAGAAAUAAAAGGCUUGAGGUCUUGGAAUUUUCAGUCAACAACAGCAAAGCUGGAAUAUCAUCAUGUCAGGCCAUCAAUGUUGGGAUGGUGAGGAACAAUUCCCCUUUCCGACCUCUGUCUCUACCACUGGACUGCCUGCCACUGUAGUGGGGCUGAACCAGCAACCAGCACGUCUGAUCCACUGCAAUUCCCACCCAUCAACGAUCAGUGUCUUCCGUGAGGCACAGACUGGUCUGUGAUUCUUUCUCUGAGUACAUCAUCUAUGGCUUAAUGUUGAGUGCGAUGGGCAUGCCGGUACCUAAUACGUACUCCUCCGGCGAAUGGGGAGGCAGAUGGGUCACUACUCAGAGUACUAGUACAGGCUACUGGUACCAUCCAUCCAAUGAGGGAGGAGGUACUAGCUAUCAUAGACCUCCACUCAGAGUAGCUAGUACAGUAUGGUUUAUCAUAAGGUGGCUCCUCCGUCGGUUUGGAUAACCCUAAAACAUAAGCCUUUAGCUUUUGAGCGAUGCCUACACUAUCUCUUUUAAUACCGAUCGUCACGCCAAAAUCUUAAGUGGCUUCACAGAGGCUUCCUCAAUUCAAUCAAGCAAGAACCAACCAACGGGCCGCUCGAUACUGUACUCGAUACCCCCGCCAUCAACAUUGGACAUUGGGUCUCGCUAUUAGUCUGGGAAGCUAUCAUACACAUCUGGCUGCCGCUGUGGAACCAUUAAUAUAUCUACCAAUAGAGGUUAUCUUUCUCAGUUUGUUUGUUCGGUAAAGAGCAGUGUAGUUGGAGUGAUUGAUAGUGACCAUGAUCGACGGUGUCACUUUUGGUGAAGGAAAUGCUCUAGGAAUCCAUCCAGAAGGCAAAACCUUCUCGGAUUGCUAUACUCUGCUGCAGCGCAUUGGAUCUGGAUCUUUUGGCGAAGUCUAUACGACAGAGCUCAAAGACAAGUCAGUCGACUCGAGCCAAUAUGCGUGCAAGAUAAUUGAUAGGACCAAACUCAAGAAAGAAUCAGACUUGACAGUUUUUCGCGAAUUGGCCAUCCUCAGAGAUAUUCGAGACUUGGACAAUGUCACUCGGCUGAAGGACUGUUUUGUGACCAAGACGCAUGUCCAUGUGGUGCAGACGCUCUGUCGUGGAGGUGAUGUCUUUGAACAACUAUCCAAGCAGAAAACUUAUACAGAACAUGAUGCCCGUGAUUUGGCUAGGACGCUGUUUUCUGUCAUGGAGUUGCUUCAUUUGCGACGAUUGGCUCAUCGAGAUUUAAAGCCAGAGAACUUGUUGUUGGUCAGUCGAAUGCAAGCUAGUCAAGUGGUGGUAGCAGACUUUGGUAUGGCGCAGUAUGUUCCCAAAUCAGGUGGCUUCUUGAGCACCCGCUGUGGAACUCCAGCAUUUGUCGCACCUGAAGUCGUCGCGGGAAGGCACUACAAUACACAAGUGGAUAUGUGGAGCAUUGGUACUCUGUUGUUUAUGCUAUUGGGAGGAAAGCCACCCUUUGCCGAUACCUCUUUCCAAGGCUUGUUUCGGAAGAUUCAGGCAGCCGAUUAUGACUUCUCGGCUCCCCAGUGGAAGCAAGUCAGUAUCCCCGCCAAGCAGUGCUUGGCCAGUUUGCUGCGAGUCGACCCCUACUACCGUGCCACAGCCUCAGAAGCCCUACAAUCGGCUUGGUUUACUGCCACCACAGAUGAUCAAUUGAGGGGCAAUGAUCUCACAAGCAGUGUUCGUGAACUGAAGUCUUGGGUUGCCAAACGGCGAUUCAAGAGUGCUGUGCAUGCAGUCCGACUCACGUCCCAUUUCUCACGGUUUGUGGUCAAAGAUCACAGCUCAUUGCUACAAAAGGUCAAGGCGUGGGAUACUGAUGGCGACGAGGACAAAUCCAACCAAAAACACAACGCUGGAACGCCUUUGCUCUCGCAAUGGAAAGGCAAAACACAGAACUUUGACGAACUCUACGAAAUUCAAGACGAGAUUGCCAGGGGUGAACACUGCACCGUGUACAAGUGCGUUCGAAAAAAGCCAACUUCGGGCAAGAAACUUGGCGAUCAGGAAACCUUGGCGGUCAAAAUGAUCCCUCGCAACAGUGGCUCAGAUGUGGAACAGGCAGUCUUGCACGAGGUAGCAGUCAUGCAAAACCUAAAGCAUCCAGCUAUGGUUCAGAUUGUCGAUUUCUUGGAAGACACUAGCAACUACUACGUCAUCUUGGAACAUGUCCCAGGAGUAUCGGUGAUGGAACAUUUGAUGAGGAUGCAACUCCAGAAAAAGAAACCUGUUUCUUUCACCGAGCAAGACGCUCGUGCCAUUGUGGAACCCUUGCUUCAGGUUAUUGCAUAUAUUCAUGGGGAAGGAGUUGUCCACAGGGAUUUGUCGUUGGACAAUGUACUGAUGGUUGAUGCGGAUGCUAGCCAAGGCGAUACCAAAGGCGACAAAAAGUCGACGGCCCCGAUUGUGAAACUGUGCGAUUUUGGCUUGGCGCGCCGUGUCCCGGCUCCUCGAAGUGUCACGAGGUGCUGUGGCCAACCCUUGUACAUGGCCCCCGAAGUAGUCAAACACAUUCCUUACGAUCAAUCCGCUGACAUGUGGAGCAUUGGUGUCUUAUUGUACAUGCUGCUGUGUGGAACGCCGCCCUUUGCUGCAGCUACCGAGAAGGAGCUCUUUGCCAAGAUUCGUUUGGGAAAAUGGGCAUUUCCCCCUCACAUUGUCAAUACGGGUGCCAUUUCGGAUGCUGCCGAGGAACUUGUUCGCAAAUUGCUUGUCCCUGAGCCUCUUCAACGAUGGACAGCCGAAGAAGCCUUACGAUGCAAAUGGUUCAAGGAAGAUGAAUCAUCUCUGUCCAGCAUUGAUCUGUCUAAGAGCCUACCGAAACUCAGGGAUCUCAAGUCGAAGUUCAAGUCAGUGGCCAAGGUAGUCAUGAAGUUAACUCCUACAUGUGGCCCUGGCGAAGGAUACAAGCGCCCCUCGAUCAGGACACCGGACGGCCUAGUGAUGGAUGCAGAGGGCCACAUGCUGGGAAAGGAGGUCGAAUUGGAAGCCUACCGCGCCACGACCAUGUUCUUUUCCGAAGACCCAGAACAAAAGGUGGAUGAUCCUGCAAAGAUGCACAAGGUGCAAACCAACGACGAAUUGGGACUGCCAGGAAGCCAAACAGACAGCGCCAAGCAUAUCGUGUAAGCUUGGACGCCAGAGUCGAGCCAGUCUGUUUGCGGUGGUUCCUGUAAUGUUUGUUAAUGCCUAACCCCACUAGACAUGGAAUGUUAAUGCU
Molecule: messenger RNA, 4109 nt
Organism: Seminavis robusta
Lineage: Eukaryota; Bacillariophyta; Bacillariophyceae; Naviculales; Naviculaceae
Source: the annotation of a GenBank genome assembly